AUGCUGGCGAUGACGAGAUAUGCAGGAUUAUUACUUUUCUUCCCAUCUCAAAAGGGAGAACAUCGGUAUUCUUGGAUCCGCUCGGUAGAGUUCUUUUCGAUUUCUUGGUGCGAAUUAAUCAUACAUUUAAACCUCCAAACUGCUAUGAGCAGUCUGCUAGUGACAGGAUUGAGAACCGUGGAGCAAGUAGCGGCUGACGUUGCGAAGAGGAUGAAGAGGGAAUCAAGGGAGGUUGAAAGAAUGAGCAGUAAGGUGAUAUAUAUAUGUAGGCUCAAUAUAUGGCUAAAGAAGUCCAGGUGUUUGUCCGUAAAGCCAGUGGGAACGACGAACAACCCACCCGAUGUUUUCAAACCUAUAAACUUUUCCUGUUUUUAA
This is a messenger RNA of Pseudocercospora fijiensis CIRAD86, 375 nucleotides long. RefSeq lists its product as uncharacterized. Bases 1 to 375 code for a protein of 124 amino acids. The transcript is spliced from 5 exons. The record is from RefSeq and is a predicted model, not a curated record. NCBI's taxonomy places the organism in Eukaryota, Fungi, Ascomycota, Dothideomycetes, Mycosphaerellales, Mycosphaerellaceae.